UGUUCACUGAAAAUCAUACCAUAGAAAUGUCCAAAACAAAUUUUAAUCAAGUGUGUUAAUUUGAUUUAAAUGACAUCUUUCAAAUUGUGCACAUUUUCUUGAAAUACACUCUAGUCAAAUCAGAAAUCAUGAGUUCAGGAACUGAAACAGGUGAUAAUUCCAACACAAUUUCCACUAGAUUAGCGACAAUUUCUGUUAUACUUAUUUUUCUAACGUCACUAUUAGCUCUUGGUUUAGUGUACAAUGCAUUCCCAGAAGUAACUGAUGAAGAGAAACAACAUAUCAGAGUCCCAUGGAACAUAGAACAAGCAAAACAAUUAGGAAUCGUUUUGAACAGAUACAAAUCAGACCACUACUUUGAAGUUAUGGGUGGAGUGUUCGUUACCUAUAUUUUCCUGCAAACAUUUGCAAUUCCAGGUUCACUGUUCCUGUCGAUCCUGUCAGGAUAUUUAUUUCCAUUCACACUGGCUCUGACUCUUGUUUGUACAUGUUCAGCAGUGGGAGCAUCACUUUGUUUCCUCUUGUCACAGCUCUUGGGAAGGAAACUGGUGCAGGCCUAUUUUCCUGAAAAAGCAAAACAAUGGGCUAUCCAAGUUAACAAACACAGAGACAAUUUAUUCAAUUAUGUGGUAUUUCUUAGGGUAACACCAUUUUUACCUAAUUGGUUUAUAAAUUUGACUGCCCCAGUUAUUGGCGUGCCUUUGGUGCCUUUUGCUUUGGGAACAUUUUUUGGGGUGGCCCCACCUUCAUUCAUUGCCAUACAAGGUGGUCAAACGUUGCAUAAUUUGACCGCCACUGAUACUGCCUUCAAUUUAACUAGUGUUUUAUGGCUGGUUAUAUUUGGAGUUGUAUCUCUUAUUCCCAUUCUGUUCAAGGGAAAACUUAAAGAUAAGAUUGAAUAGGAUAUUUUUAGGUUUAUGUUAAUUCCAAAUUUUAGGUUGUUUAGCCAAAUAUUUGUGAGUAUCAUUAAAUGUUCAUAAUCAAGGAAUGUUGUUAAUUUUAUGAUAAAAUUAUUUAUUUUAUGUUUAAUUUAUUGGCUCAAAGUAAAUCACAUCAAAAUACUCCUCUAAUGUACUAUAAGAAGUGUACAUUUUUAAGUCAGUGUUGUAUUUAUGUGAUUAUUUUCAAUAAAAAGAUUUUAAAAGUCUAAAAUUUGUAACAGCUCAGUAUUUAACAUAAUAUAUUAAGGACAAUAUAACUUAUACAGGAUUUCACUAGAAGUUUAGUUCACAAAUCAUUCCGUGAAACUUACACGUUAUUUUUAUAUGUGUAUAAAUUAGUUGACGGGUAAAUGUGAUUUUUACUGGGUGAUUUUAUAUAUGAGUGAUGCUGUUAAAUAAUAAAAAAAUGAAAAACUA
This is a messenger RNA of Aethina tumida (small hive beetle), 1358 nucleotides long. It is a transcript of the gene stas, whose product is annotated as transmembrane protein 41B. Bases 129 to 902 code for a protein of 257 amino acids. NCBI's taxonomy places the organism in Eukaryota, Metazoa, Arthropoda, Insecta, Coleoptera, Nitidulidae. The record is from RefSeq and is a predicted model, not a curated record. Gene Ontology annotation, cellular component: endoplasmic reticulum membrane. The transcript is spliced from 4 exons.